AUGGCGGUCGGAGAUAAGUGGGACCAAUUUGAAGACGUAUUGGAUUCGGUUGCCGCGAGGAAAUGGAAUAAUUUGAUUCGAGGUAUUGCGGCCCCAGCUCGCAACAACGCGCGAUUCACGACCGAGAUCAACAACUAUGUUCAGCUGUACGCAGAACAUGAAUGUCCAAGAGACGUACUCAUCAAGUACAUUAAGAGCGAUGAGUGCCAAAAGCCCAGGAAGGUUGAUCCGGGAGUACAUGCGUCACGGAUCGAGACCUUGUGUCGGUUCGCGAAUCGUCUCCAAGGAGAUGAGGCCGAAUUGACUGAAGCCCAGAUCAAAAUACGCGUGUUCGAGUCUUUUCCGACGAUCUGGCAGAACCAUUACCGACGUAGCACUCGUCGUUUGACAGAAGAUACGAUUCAACAGAUCGUCCAGUACAUGAACCUUUGCAAGGGUAUUGCCGAUGAAGAAGAAGCGACAAGAGGAAAGAAACGAAAAGCUGCGGAUGGUACGGAACGUAUCCGCGGUGGAUCGAAUUCCAAUAAGAAUAACAACAAGAAAACAGAUAAGAAACAAAAGACACUCGACCAUGAGACGUGUCCCGUUCAUGGAGGUCACACGUGGGGACGUUGCUCAUUGAAUCCUCGCAGCGAGAAUUACGGUCGAUAUCAGAGUGGUGGUCGCGGAGGACGUUUUCAAGGCCGUGGUGGUGGACGUGGUUCUUUUGGUGGACGCGGCUUUUGUCGUGGCGAUGGAGGCCGAGGCUUCAUUGGAGGACGUCACUAUGGAGGUCGAGGUGGUAAUCAUGGCCGUGGUUACGGACCAGGACGAGGCUCGUAUGACUCGUCUCAACACUACGAUACGAACUAUUACUAUGAUAGACGUGACGGACAGCAUGGGACUCACAACGACUGGACGCAGUCUGAGUCUCACCAUUAUCAUGGACCACCACCUACGAACAGGUCUGGUAGCUGGCAGUCCGGACGCGGUCCUAAUCAAGGACCUCCGUCGCGCUCUGAUCGUUGGUGA
Messenger RNA from Seminavis robusta, 1011 nucleotides. The record is from the annotation of a GenBank genome assembly. Lineage: Eukaryota; Bacillariophyta; Bacillariophyceae; Naviculales; Naviculaceae.